Messenger RNA from Limulus polyphemus (Atlantic horseshoe crab), 366 nucleotides. RefSeq lists its product as uncharacterized. The coding region runs from base 37 to 366 and encodes 109 amino acids. NCBI's taxonomy places the organism in Eukaryota, Metazoa, Arthropoda, Merostomata, Xiphosura, Limulidae. The transcript has 3 exons. The record is from RefSeq and is a predicted model, not a curated record.
UCAGUCAGCUACGACGUAUCCUGUUCCAGCACUGUAAUGAAAGUAGUUGUAAUGAUGAAUGACCCAGACGCAGUAAUCUACCUUGACAAGCUCAGAGGUUAUCCAGACUGCCAGGCGGAAAUCAACGCAGGGCGAGCAACGUUUCUUCUUCCCCUAGACAACAUCAACGCCUGUGGUACAAUCCGAGUCCUUAACAAGAUAACGGGAGAGAGAAUUUUCUAUCACAGAGUUGUCAUUGACCACCAGAUGGAGCCAAAAGAGAUCAUUUUAGUGAAGUGUAUUAUUCCUAGCGGGUCUCACCAGUUAUCUUGGCAUAAUAAAACCAAAAGAAACGUUCUUCCUGAGAACUUUGUUGAACCCGAGUGA